This is a messenger RNA of Candoia aspera, 1503 nucleotides long. RefSeq names its product vomeronasal type-2 receptor 26-like. Gene Ontology annotation, cellular component: plasma membrane. Lineage: Eukaryota; Metazoa; Chordata; Lepidosauria; Squamata; Candoiidae. Gene Ontology annotation, molecular function: G protein-coupled receptor activity. Gene Ontology annotation, biological process: G protein-coupled receptor signaling pathway. The transcript has 4 exons. Bases 1 to 1503 code for a protein of 500 amino acids. The record is from RefSeq and is a predicted model, not a curated record.
AUGACGAUUGUGAGCCUCUAUGGACGAGAGUCCCCUCUGGGGGAGAUUGCUGCCUCCCCACUUGUGAGCAGAUCAGAUGGCAUGGGGAGAGCAAUGCCAGAAUACUGGAAAAUGCUGUCCUUCCUUUUUGCCAUCCAGGACAUCAACCAGGAUCCCCAUCUCUUGCCCAACAUCACCCUGGGUUACAAUAUCUAUGACAACUAUUUCAGUGCACAAAUGACUACGGAUGCUCUGCUGGACCUGCUUUCGGACGGGGAGGCCAACGUUCCCAACUACAGCUGUGGAAGGCAGAGAAACACAGUGGCUGUUCUUGAGGGGGCCGAAACUGGCAUCUCCAUCCUCAUUUCGACCAUGUUGGGCACCUACAAAGUCCCACAGAUAUCUUUCAGAUGCUCCUACAGCAAGGAUGCCUUUUCUGUGAAAGUCUGGAGACGGUGCAGAGAGAGAGAAGAACGGCAGGCUCAGCCUCGGGAGAUAAUUGAUCAGAUCCUGUCUCUGGACAGCUAUUUCAUUUACCAGACAAUCUGGGCUGUGGCCCGGGCCUUACAUGCAGCUUCUUUAUCCAGAUCUAAGCGGACAAGGGCCAAAGGUGGGAAGAACUUGGAGACUCCAAGGCUGACGUCUUGGCAGCCAGAAGAUCAAUAUCCAAACAAACAUCGAGAUCAUUGUAUAGACAAGAUUAUAACCUUCCUAUCCAAACACGAAAAUCUGGGGAUCAUCCUGGCUUCCCUUGCCUUCUUCCUGUCUUUAAUCACAGGCUUUGUCUUGGUGAUGUUCAUUAAAUUCCAAGACACUCCAAUCAUCAAGGCCAACAAUCGGGACCUCUCCUACAUCCUCCUUGUCUCCCUCCUGCUUUCCUUCUUGACCUCCUUCCUCUUCAUUGGCCAACCAAGGAGAGCCACCUGCCUUCUCCGACAAACAGCUUUCUGCAUCAUUUUCUCACUGGCUGUCUCUUCUGUCUUGGCCAAAACAGUCAUGGUGGUGUUAGCCUUCCUGGCCACAAAGCCAGGGAAUAAAGUGCAGAGAUGGCUGGGGAAGAGCUUGACCAACUCCAUCAUCCUUUCUUGCUCUGGUGUGCAAAUUGUCUUCUGCAGCAUCUGGUUGGGGACUUCUCCCCCCUUCCCUGAGUCUGACAUGAACUUGCAGUAUGGCAAGAUCAUCCUGCAAUGCAAUGAAGGUUCUGUCUCCAUGUUUUAUGUAGCUCUUGGCUAUAUGGGCUUCCUGUCUACUAUCUGCUUCAUGGCGGCGUUCCUGGCCAGGAAUCUACCUGGGGCCUUCAAUGAAGCCAAGCUGAUCACCUUCAGCAUGCUGGUCUUCUGCAGUGUUUGGGUCUCCUUUGUGCCCACCUACCUGAGCACCAAGGGCAAGUACAUGGUGGCUGUGCAGAUCUUCUCCAUCUUGGCCUCCAGUGCUGGCCUUCUGGGCUUCAUCAUUUUCCCCAAAUGCUACAUUAUUUUUUUAAGACCAGAUCUGAAUACAAAAGAGCAUGUGAUGUUAAAAUAG